This is a messenger RNA of Poeciliopsis prolifica (blackstripe livebearer), 7697 nucleotides long. RefSeq names its product neurabin-2-like. Lineage: Eukaryota; Metazoa; Chordata; Actinopteri; Cyprinodontiformes; Poeciliidae. The record is from RefSeq and is a predicted model, not a curated record. The transcript is spliced from 15 exons. Gene Ontology annotation, biological process: actin filament organization; calcium-mediated signaling; neuron projection development. Gene Ontology annotation, cellular component: dendrite; actin cytoskeleton; postsynaptic density. Gene Ontology annotation, molecular function: actin filament binding. Bases 255 to 2849 code for a protein of 864 amino acids.
GAAGGGAGGAGGGAGGAGGAGGAAGGGAUGGAGGAAAACAGAUGAUGAGCGAAAGCAGGAGGAGGAGCAGAGAGGAGGCAGGCGCUCACAGGAGGAAUCAGCGACAGCGGCAGGACAAUGGCUCUGUCUGCGCUCCGGAUCAUAACGGACAACUAACUGGAUUACCAGGAGGCGAACGUGAAGCAGCACCAGGAUGUGGCCCCCUUUAUCCCUGCUAAUCUGCCAUUCACCCAGGGGCUUUUGAUUUACCAAAAAUGAUGAAGACUGAACCCCCAUCGGCCACAGGGGCAAACGGAGCCUCUGGUGGGAACAACGGGGGUUCCAACCUGCGGAGUCCCUCACCUCACCGCAAUGCCUACGAGGCAGGGCUGGCGGCCCUGAAGAAGGCCACCGACCACCUCAACAAUGCCGCCAACGGCGCUCCCAACCCCGGCUCCAAACCUCCCCUUCUGCCCCGCCCGACUGGAAGGGGCAAGCGGUACGGAUCCAACGUCCACCGCAUCAAGAACAUGUUCAUGCAGAUGCAGUCUCCAGGUGAUGAAGAGGAUGGUGCCAAAAUGUUAGGUAAGGAAGAGGCGCUGAAACUAUCGAUUCCAAGGGCCUCAAGUCUCAACGAGAAUGUCAACCACAGCGCCUUGCUGAAACUUGGAGAUUCAGUCACAGAGAGAGUCAACAGGUUUGACUCUAAAACAGGAUCAGAAGGUGGAAACUCAUCUUUUGGUCUGUCCAAGCUCCAGGAGACCAGGAGAAUCUUUGAACAACGAACUCUACAGGAGAAGCAAGCUGCUACCAACCGCAUCUUGCUGAAAAAGGAGCGUGCUUCGGGCUUUCAGGACAGCCGUCUAGACGUCGUGGCCCGCUUUAACGGGUCAACAGAAGCUCUAGACCGACUGGAUGACCCUCCAGCGCCCAGUCCUGCUUCUGGUCCAUCGGCUGCGGCUUCGGUUGGCCCGGGUGAGGCGGUCAGCCCCACUGUGAGCCAGCUCAGCGCGGCGUUUGAAAAGGGCGACGUGCGAAACAACCUCUACCUCCCCCAGCGUCGGUCAGCCCCUGCCUUAGCGCCAAAACCCAAACCUCCAGCUAAAGGAGACGCAACUGAAAAAAAGGCCCAUUCUGUUGGUAAGGAGGCCAAAAAGGAGAUGACAGCAGAAUCAACAGACGCCACGGCGGCUCUGCCACCGGAAGCAGCAGGUCCUGGACAAAGGAGCGCUGCAGGACAGGAUACAUGCCGAGAAAACGAUGGGUUUGGACUGUCAUUAGACCACUACUUAAACUCAUCAACGCCUUCAAUUACAGUGACUGUAACAUCUGCCUCAUUCGAGGCAAAACCUGAGUCCCAGGUGGAAGGAAGCGAAGAAACGGAUUUAAGUACGGUGGAGUCCCAGGCCAAAGAAAAGGACGUGUCCAACGAGGCAACCGGAGAGACGCUGGCGCAGGCCGAGGUUCAUGCUUCACUCGAAAAGAAAGAGAAAGAACCUCCGCCUUCCUCCGGCGAGACAGAAGACUCUGACUGGAGGGAAGCAGCAGAGGACGAGAACGACGAGGACGGCUCACGCAGGGAGGAUUACUCGGAGGGAGAUCUCGUAGAAGUCAGCGCUUACAGCGGCAUCGGCGAGGAGGAUUCAGGGGGAAGCCAGCUGGACGACGAGGAUGACGAAGAAGACGAGGAGCCGUAUCAGCCAGAGAGCAGUUGCUCUGAGAUGCCCGGUCUCCCCGAAGAAGAGGAGGCGCCGCCUCCCAGCAGAAAGAUUCGCUUCAGCACAGACCCAAUCAAGGUCUUCACCACCUACUCCAAUGAAGACUACGACCGGCGCAACGACGACGUUGACCCCAUGGCUGCCUCGGCCGAGUAUGAGCUUGAAAAGAGAGUCGAGAAGCUGGAUUUGUUUCCCGUUGAGCUGGAGAAAGACAGCGACGGCCUCGGGAUCAGUAUCAUUGGCAUGGGAGCAGGCGCUGACAUGGGCCUGGAGAAGCUGGGGAUCUUCGUCAAAACGGUCACAGAGGGUGGAGCCGCUCACAGAGACGGCAGGAUCCAGGUGAACGAUUUGAUAGUGGAGGUCGACGGGACCAGUCUGGUUGGCGUCACCCAGAGCUUUGCCGCCUCCGUCCUCCGCAACACGUCAGGCACAGUCAAGUUUGUUAUUGGCAGGGAAAAGCCGGGGGAGCAAAGCGAAGUGGCUCAGCUGAUCCAGCAGACUCUGGAGCAGGAGAGAUGGCAGAGAGAGAUGAUGGAGCAGAGAUACAAACAGUACAUGGACGACGACGAAGAGACUGGCGAAUACGCUACAGAUGAGGAGGAGGAGAUGAGCCCCAUGUUUCCGAACUCCAUCGAAGUUUUCGACCUGGCGGAGAACCAGGACACGUUGUCUCCCGUUGAGCUCGAUCCCGAGAAGCUCGCCCACAAGUUCAAGGAGCUCCAGAUUAAACAUGCGGUGACGCAGGCAGAGAUCCAGCUGUUAAAGAGGAAGCUGGCUCAUGCGGAGCAGGAUAAGCUGCGUUGGCGGAUGGAGCGCGCUCAGUUGGAGCAAAACAUCAGAGACAGCAAGGAGAGGAUGGAGAAGCUCGAGGGCUACUGGAUGGAGGCACAAUCCCUGUGUAAGGCUGUGGAUGAACACCUGAAAGAAACCCAGGCCCAGUACCAAACCCUAGAGAGGAAAUACAACAAAGCCAAGAGGAUGAUUAAAGAAUACCAACAAAAGGAGGUGGAGUACCUGAAGAAGGAGACCGCUCAGCGGUGCGCACAAGAGGAGAGCGAGGCGACACACAAAGAAGAAACAGACAACCUUCAGGAAAAGAUUACAGAACUGGAGACCAAAGUGGAUGCCUUGAAGAGUCCUUCACCACCCUAAGCUGCUGCUAAGUCCUACCUCCUAUCUGUGACCAGAAGAGGGGGUGCUCAGCCUUCCUUCAGACCAGGGCCAUAUUAAAUCCCAACUACCCAUCUGGUGUACAACAGACCUAUCAACAAAACUAAAAGCGGCAAUCGUAAAAGAGAAGCAGAGGAGGACGCGACCCUCAUUCCCUCUCACAGUGCACCAACCCUAAGAACCGGAGUCCUCCUCUUGUGUGUCUUCCUGUCAACCAGCUUGGCAAUGAACUGACUAUAACAAUCACUUGACUUGUACCCCGUCUGUGGAUUUUUUUUUUCUCUCGUCAUCAACGGUAUCUUUCCAGGUUCUAAUUAUGAUUCGACUGACUUUGUUUAAAACAAAAACAGGGGGGGAGGGGAAGCGCUUUUAAUACCCAGGCUCGUCACAAAGUGCUUUAUAGACGGUGGGCAUGGAUGCAGAACAAACCAGAGCAAAGGACAAAUGAUUGUUGCUUUUUAAACUCAGCGAACCACAAGUUUGCUUCUUUUUUUUUCUUUCUUUUUUUUUUUUCUUCGCGAAGAGGACUAGUUGUUCUUCUGUUCGUUGGCGUCGAUCAAUGGACUCAACGACUACUGAGACGAAGAGCGGUGGGACUGGCCGAUGACCAGACAAGGAAUCCACAUAGGGAACACAAUGUUUAAAAGGAAGAAGCCAACAGAACGCCGGUAGUUAAGUAAUAAAUACAAUUAAAAAAAUAAUUUAAAAAAACACACAAAAAAAUACUGAAAGACACGUUUCUCAUCCAAGCCUGUGAAACUGCAGAGAGCCUUGGAAACCCAUGUCUGUGGUUUCCCUCCUUCAGCUGACGGUGUCUACCAUAAGGUCUGAAUGGCGGCGGUGUAUAUACUCUCUACCCGUUUAUUUAAAAGCUUUUCACUAGCUUAGGCAGGGUGGUUGGAUCUGGUAGAUCAGAACGAGGCAGUGUCAUGGGUGAAUGAUGCUUCAUGCUCCUCCAUUUCAUCUCUUUUUCUAUCAACAUCAGUGGCAAACAGGGUGUGAGCGUUCUAUUCCGUGCGGGUCGAGCUUCUCAUGUUGCGCGCUGCGAUGUCUGUGGGCUUUACAGGCGAGCCGAACCUUCAGCUCGAAGCUCAUUUUCGUAGGAUGUGGGGUUUUUUUUGUUGUUUUUUUCAUCUGGGGUCUCCGAAAGCCAAGCAUGGUGACAUUCUGAAGCUGCGAUUCCAGUACAAAUGCGCAUAAAACUUGAUUGACAUUGUUCCAUCAAUGUUAAACAAUUUCUUAAAGUGUUUCUAUUAAAUAAGAAACGCAAUUAAAAUCACUGGUUCGUCUUCUUAAUUGGGGUCGGCAAGCAAUUACGUGUCAAUAAGUUUGUUCCCAUGGUAAUUUGUUAAAAAAAACAACUUCCUGUUUACUUCUUCGUCUUUUCCGCCAGGAGUAACAUCCGGAUAUUGAUCACGUGUUUCAUGUGAUGCGGAGAAAAAGUGUUUUCACCAUCAAGCUGAAAAACCACCUCAUCCUAGCGCAAAAGUUAAAUUUUUUUUCUACUUUCCGAAAUUGCAGUUUUCAUUUCGCUACUCCCGAUUUGCGCAAUUUUACGGUCAGUGGAAACGCAGCUUCAGACUGUUGCGUGGCGCAUUGCUGGGGAUAUUUUCUCCCAUGUUUGGAUUUAAGUUGCUCCAAACAUUUCAGAGUCUAACAAUUGUUUUAAGAACAAAUGAUUGGUUCGACAUUAAGUGUUCAAAUCCCUGUUACAGCAUCAAGCUUUUGUGGUUUGAACGAAACAAAAUCCACAAAGUUGUUGGACAAUAUUCUCCUGGACUGUUUUUACUGACUUCUACAAAGCUGCUUUAAUCUAGUUUUUUAAAGUUAUAAAGUUAUUCUGAUUCUCGAAAGAAAAAUGAAAAUGCCAGUGUUCUGCUAGGGGAACUGUAGAUUAUCUUUGGUCUUUAUUUGAUGUUAUGACAAAAAUCCAUGUGAGCAAAAUACAGCAAUAAAUAGGUCUUGAUAUUUUCAGAACUAAUUACAACAUGUUUAUUUGAUACUUUGUGUUAAACAGGUUUUAAAAAACCCUUGUCCAAAAACGAUCAAAUACCAAUAACCCAAAUAAGUCUGAUAUGAGAAAAAGCCCAUUAUGAGCCCACAUAGUAGCUGGUCCCUCACUGACUUUAGUUUGGUUUUGGGUGUUCAAUAUCUUACCUGCAGUAGAUUAUUCUUUCAGCUUAUUGACUUUGAUGAAAGAGGAAGCUGAGUUAGCAAACGAUAACCCAAAAGCAAAGCAAAUGUCUACUAAAAUAAAACAAUUUCCAUCUUAGAAAUGUUAAAGUUGUUCAUUGGAAAGUUAUUUUUGUGGGUUUGCUAAUUCAAAAAAUAAAUCUUCAGUUAUUUACAGGGCAUUCUGGGUAUCUCAACCCAGGUGACUUGCUCAUUGCUAAACGGAAUGUGUUACAAUAAGUUCAUCCACGAAACUGUACUGCAAAAAUAUCUUAUUGAUUUUUUUAAAAACAUAUGUUUAAACUGAAAAGAACUCAGGUGUUCUUUUCAGAGACACCUGAGAAUAUUUUCUUUGUUUUUCACGUGUUAUAUUCUGAUGAAUCCAAAUUAGCGUUUGCUUGUUGAAAAUAAUUAUUGACUUAUUAUGUAAAUUACCUCAAGAAGUUAAGAUGACUGCUGAUAUCCCCUCAACAAAGCCCACUCUGAAAAUUUACGCUAUUCUAUUUGAAAAGCUUAGUAUUUCAUUUACAUUUUAUUUUUGGUAACAGUGUUAAAAAUGUCAGGUUCAUUACAAUUUUUGAAAACAGACUUGAAUAUACUGUAACAGAAAUUUCAGUGUUUGAACUUUCGGUGUGGAAAAACAGUUCGAAAUUGGUUUGAAGUUGUACCUCCAAAAAUGUACACCCAAAAAGGUGAAUCGAUUUACAGAACAAUUUUGUAAAAGCUUGUACUUUAGCAUGCCAUGUUGAUUUGCUGCAUGUAACUGGACUUAGCUAGCCUGUAGGUUGCUAUGAGACAAACAUGCUAGUUGCGAAUGAUUUCGUUCUGAUGAACUUUUUGUAAGGGUAACAAGUACAAACUGUGGCUCUCACAAAAAUAACAUCUAACAGUUACUUUACCAUCACAUUUAAUUUAGUAUAUGUUAUAAGUCAUCAGCUAGCAAAACCUUAUUGUGUAAAUGGGCACUUAAAAAUCACUUUUUGAAUGCGUGUCAUUAUUUAGCUAGUAAAAAUAGGCUACUAGCUAAAAAGUAGCUAGUAGCUCCUGUUAUAAAAUCCUGUUAUGGUAACAGGAUUUUUUUUAACGUUCACAUUUGAAACACUAAUUGGCCUUGACCACUAGUUGGUAAAAAUUUAUGCUAAUGGACAUCUGAAUAUUAUACAUUUUAUUUAAAUUUGAAUUCAUAUCAGUACCUGUAAACCGUUAGCUAGUAAAACCUAGCUGAAGUUUAACUUAACUCUAAAGCUUCAUUUAGAAAUUAAGCUAAGAGGGCAUAGUGGUUUAACUUCUGGGUCACAUUAGUGUGGGGACACUUUGACACGAUAAAAGCACCAAAUUUAUUAUCCAGAAAAUUCUGUGCAUGGAAAAACAAACGUUGGCCAAAAAUAAGUCACUCCCUGUGCCAGUAUUCAGCCUCCAGAGUUUGAGUCAGUGACAGCUGCUUGAAAUAGGGAAGCAAGAUGUUAUAGGGGCAUUUUGAUGGCGUACCAAACUUAUUGUCAUGGUUGCUCAAAAACAAAUCACAGUGUUUGGUCUGGUAGAUGCUAAAAGGCGCUAGGAGUUUUUAAAAUCUUGUAGUGGAAAGUAGCUGCUUAAAGUCACUUUGCUUUUUAGAUGCCGAGAAUAGACCAAUCGGCCUCGUCACACUGCUGUUACAGUAUUCUGUAUGUUUUUACAACAAUAUAUUUAACUGUUCAUAUAUCAAAGGUAUCCACUGGAGAUUAGUUAUUUGUGUGGAUGGUCUAAACGGUGCUUUAGGACAGUAUAGAAGCGGUAGAUUAAGUUGCUGUUGUCACUGAGAGCAGCAGGUUGUUUUUUUUUUUUUUUGUCUCUUAUUUGUUUGAAUUCAUUCAUGAAUGUGUUUAUUGAGACAGUACAGCUUGCUGGCAAGCUCUGAUUAGGACACAUUGCUGUUAGGACAGUAAGAAAUUGAACUGGGCCCAUUCUGUUUUGGUUAGAAAUUAAUUAAAUGUGUUGUUUCUUUUUGUUUUGCAUCCAGAAAAAAGAAAAGUCUGGAUGUCAUAAAUAUGUCAUAAAGGAGAAUUUUACAAUACAAAUAUCAAAUACACAUGUUUACAUUAUAUCCAUCAGUGCAGGUUUUAUUAGUAUUUGAAUGCUCAGACUGUAGGUGUCAUGAUUAAGCGAUGAACAUUUGGCCAAAUUUAGAAGAAACGGGACAGUGAGCUUCAUAUUUUUGUUCAAAAACAUUUUUGUUAAGAACUCCACACCGUACGAUUCAGAUUUUAUAACUAUUUACACCAAGUAUUUGUUGACAAACAUGCAGUAUGUUGAAACAUCAGUCGAACUGGACGGGAGCAAGCUUGUUUGGAAGACUUUUUGUUUUUAAAAGAACGAAAAAAAACUCAGCCAUAAGCAACACACUUGAGUUCUAUCAGUGUUUUUAUUACAGUUUCAUCUCUAUUUUGAACUAAUGUGAGCUGUACAAUAGCUGUUGCAUCACCAAAACCGUGGUCACUUUGGGUUUGCUGUCUAAACACAGAAAGUGAUCAGUUUGCCUUUUAAUGACGUAUUAGUUAACAUGCUGCUUUUGCCUCUAUGAAGCCUUUACAUGUGUUUUACCUGAUGCUGUCAGCCAUUAUCCCACUGUCCGCCCAUUGCUCAUGUCUGCAUUGAAAACAAUAAACUGAAGAAAAAGAA